Penicillium pulvis is the source of this 3606-nucleotide messenger RNA. Its product is annotated as DUF3433 domain-containing protein. The transcript has a single exon. Bases 1 to 3606 code for a protein of 1201 amino acids. The record is from RefSeq and is a predicted model, not a curated record. Lineage: Eukaryota; Fungi; Ascomycota; Eurotiomycetes; Eurotiales; Aspergillaceae.
AUGAACCUCAAAAGGAAUGGGAAAAUUGAAGUUGAUUCGAUUAUCUCAAUCUCCUCUCACACAGCCAGCUCGAAACCCCCCUCGAAACCUGGCUGGCGACCUUUUUAUCUACGAAAGUGGGUGUUGAUUCUGUUCGUGAUAUCCUUCUGCGCAAUUAUCGCCACUCUCGAAGUCCUCAACUAUGUAUCCUCUGCCAAUCAGGGUCUUGCGUCCUCCGUUGAAAGCCGUCACUACCUAUGGACCUACGGACCAACCGCCAUUCUCACAAUUAUCGCUGCACUAUGGGCUCGCGUGGAAUUUCAAGCAAAAUCAAGCGCACCAUGGCAGGCGAUGUCUGAAAAGCCAGAAGAGCCUGAAAAGAGUGUGCUCCUCGACUAUAUAUCUGCAAUGCAACCCGUUGCAAUGGUCAAGGCCAUGAGAAACAGACACUAUGCUGUUGCUGCUGGAAUUGCCUGCUCGCUUCUCUUGCGCCUUCUUAUCAUUGUCUCAACUUCCUUGUUCAGCUUAGAGGAAGUGCAAGUGUCGAAAAGCAAUAUUCCAAUCCAGUUUCAAGGCAAUAUCACCACGCUCAAUGUUUCUGACUUUUCUACUGCGUUUUCCACCCCAUUCAACACCCUCAAUGGCAUUGUCUUUGAGAAUGUUUCCUACAUGGACGGCACCACGGCGAACCUCUCUUUUCCAACAUUUUCUGCUCCGACCAUUUCCAACGAUUCCGUCAUCACCGCAAAUGUAACAGGUCUCAUCUCCGAUCUAGACUGUGAGCCUGCCAAAUUUGAUAUAAAAAUUUGGCAAUUGCAGACACUUUGGAUCGGUACCAGGAAUCCCGGAGGAACCGGUCAGGUGGAGGACAAUAUUCUCUCGUCCUCAUCGUGCAAAAUUUACAAUGUGACGACUUCGAUGCCAUCCAACCUGGGGUCUGGUACCCAGAUCGUUUCAAUAACCCCUUAUGCCGCACGGUUCCAGUCUGGGAAAUGCAGCAACAGCAAUGAUCUGGAUGGCAAUCGCAUCGUAGUGAUAGCCGUGGAAGCUCAUUUGGGAGAUCCCGUUGAAUCUCCAUACACUGGCAAUUACACGGCUGAUGGAAUGGAGUACUUCAAUCAUUCUGAUUGGUAUAAGACGACGGUCAAUAUCACUGCGAAGCGUGUAGUUGCGGCGAUUUGCAAGCCGACUUUUUCAAUUGUCAGCAUGGUUGCAACAAGUAACACGACCGACACAACGUCGACUACCCACCUGGAAAUGACUGGAAUCAAGCGCACGGUCUUACCGGACUUGACAGCGUGGCAAGUUGCGAACAACAUUCUAGGAGAGGCUGAUGACAUUGAUUAUUCCCAGCCGAUUUGGAAUUCAGAUGAAUUUCCAGCUACAAAUAAGACAAUGGUGGAUGUUGACUACCCCAUACAACUGGGUGCCAAAUUCAUUGGAGAGACUGGAAACAUUGAUAAAUUGUUCGACGACGGAGUUCUUCUGAAUGCCUCCACGUCAUAUUUUCGUGCAGUGAGUGCUCAGCUGGUUCAUCAGGGGCUUAUAUCACAGUCGCAGUCGGCUUCUCGUGGCUCGGCAGUUGUUAGUGAGAAUCGAGUUGUUAUGACCCAGCUGCCACUCCGUGCCAUGGAAGCUUGUUUGAUUCUAGUCAUCAUGUUUGUAAUAACGAUGAUUGUUUUGGUACCUAGUGCGCAGUUGUCACCUUUCAACCCAACCUCUAUCUCUUCUGUCGCUGCAAUCUUGUCGAACAGUAAGGUGCUUCGCAAAAUACUCUGCGGAAGCAGUGCUAUGCCUUUGAAGAGGCUUUCUCAUCUCCUACAGAGGCGGCGCUACUAUACUGAGCCCACACCAGGGGGCUUUUGUAUCGCCGCCGUAGGCGAUGAAACAAAACGUCACAGCGACUCCAAUGACACCAAUCUCAAUACUAAGAAACCACAGUGGAGUCCAUUGCCAAAUAUUAUGGUUCGUGUGGUCGUCUUUAUUGUGGUGGCAUUAUUGAUAGUCGCUCUAGAGACUCUUUUGCAUGUUUCUCAAACAAACAAUGGACUUGCAGAUGUCUCCUCGAGUGAUGAAAGCAUUCACUACCUGUGGACCAUGAUCCCAGCAUUGAUUAUGGUUACUAUUGGCCUUCUUUUUGGAAGCAUGGACUUCAACACCCGGUGUUUGGCACCAUAUGUUAGUUUGAAACACAAGACCGGUGCAUCGUCGCAGUUCAUGACGGUGAAUUUUCUAGACUCACUAAGCACAACCAACAUCUUCAAUUCCAUACGAACGGGCCAUUUUGCCGUUUUGGCUGCAACUCUGGCUACACUUAUCACCUCUGUCUUGACCAUCGUCACAAGUGGUCUCUAUACAGCAGUCAACGUGACCGAAACGACCACCAUGGACUUCACCCCAGUGACAACCUUCUACGGGGCCGAUUACGGUAACUCGGAUUCCAGUAUCAGCACAGCAGAAUACAUCCUCCGCGAUAACCUCGCCUAUCCAAGAUGGACAUACAAAGAGCUUGCCUUUCCAAAACUAUCCAUGAACGCAACCACCAAAACAAAUGACUCGGGCUCGUACAUUGAUAUCGUCGUCCCCGCGAUGAGAGGAACCCUUGCCUGCAAAAUCCAAACAGAGGACGAAUUAAACGCCGAAUUCAGUUCAAGUGACAUGGAAAUCAGCUACGACAUCUUGGCUGUAAUAUGCGAUACAAACGGCACUUCCUGGACAAAAAUUACCCAAGAUGUCUCCCUCAAUCACCAGACCUUCUUCGGAUUUACGGCGGCAAUCGUGUGCCAGGGUAGCCCAGCUGAUGACUUGACCCUGAAGACUUUUUCCACUUUAUCCUAUAUAUGGGGCAAACUGCAGAACGACUCUAUUGAACACAUCACGGCUUUGACAUGUCAAGAAUCAGCAGAGAUGGUGGAUACACAGACGCGGUUCUAUCUUCCUGAUUUCUCCAUCUCGGAGACUUAUCCACCCGUUCCAGAUGAAUCGACUGCACGAACAGCAAAUAAUUACACAGUCGGCGACGAUUGGGCUGAGUCGGAUAGCGAUACCGGCGCGGUAUUUGAUCCUUUCUUCCAGGCGCUUAUUUUUGGAAAAUAUGCUAUUCCGGAAGAGUGGAUUGGCAACAAGGCGGAUAAUGAGAGGGUUAUCGAUGCAAUUAAGGCCCAAAAUAAGAUUGUUCGAGCGCAAAUUUUCAAUGCGUUCAAUCGGGAGACGGCAGAUGGGUCUGCUGAUUCCCCUCUGGUAGGGAAUGUUACAACGCCCGGACAACGGCGCUUGUUUCAGGAUGUUGUUUCAACGCGGGUUCUGGAUAUUCUGCUGGGUCUAUUACUGCUCUUGGGGGUUUUGGGUUCCGUGUUGAUGAAUACUGAUCAUGUUCUUCCAAAAAAUCCGUGUAGCAUUGCUGCUGUGGCAAGUCUUUUGGCGGAUUCGAACUUCCUGCAUCGGUAUGGUUCGGAUGUGGAUCCAAACAAUAAGGGAAUUGAAAAGCUUUUUGCUAACUGUCGGUUUUUUCUUGGAUUGUGCUAUGAUGGGCCUUUGAGGGGGUCUAAUGAUGAUAGAUUUACCAUUUAUCUUACGGACUAUGGGAUUGAGAAGAACUAUCCUUUGGCUCCCGAGAGGUGGAUUUGA